CUUUUUUCAUCUCCCCAUCAAAUCUAGUCACUCCUCCCCCUUUCUCCUUCUUUGUCUCUAAAUUUUCUCCAGAGACCUCCAGUUUUUGAACACCACACAGUUCUUACCUCCUGGCCCUCCGCAUAACAAAGAAGCACAGAAGCCAUGUUUUCUCUCCAUAUAUCCAUCUUGGCUGCUCUGGUCAACCUAGCAUUGUGCCAGUAUUACGACUAUGGUGACUACCAGCCAGUUUCUAUGCUUGGGCCAUCAGGCCCAAACUGUGAUAAAGAAUGUGAUUGCCCAAUCAAUUUUCCAAGUGCCAUGUAUUGUGAUAGCCGCAAGCUGAAGUUUGUCCCCGUAGUUCCAACUGGGAUCAAAUACCUUUAUCUACAGGACAACAUGAUCGAGGAGAUCAAGUCAGGAGUGUUUGACAACGUCACCGAUACCCUGCGCUGGCUGGUACUUGACAACAAUAAAUUAACCAAUGCAAAGAUAGAAAAGGGCACAAUUGACAAACUUACAGCACUGGAGAAGUUCUUCUUCAGCUUUAAUGAGAUCACAGAGCCAAUCAUUCCUCCGUCAAAGUCCCUGGAAGAGCUGAAGAUGAUGAACAACAAGCUAUCCAAGUUUCCCUCUGGACUCCUGACUGACAAGGAGAAUCUGACCUCCGUUAGCCUUCAGCACAACGAGCUAACGUCUGAAGCCAUUGGGGAUGCGUUUAAAGGGCCAAAGAAGCUGCUGUCUCUGGAUGUGAGCCACAACAAGCUGAAGAAGCUGCCAACAGGAAUCCCCGCCUCAGUGGAAAUUCUCUACGCUGAUUACAAUGAAAUUGAUAAAGUCGGAGCGGGAUUCUUGAAAAAGCUGCCCUCGCUUCAGUACCUGAGACUCUCCCACAACAAACUGCAGGAUUCCAGUAUCCCAUCUGGAGUGUUCAAUGUGACUUCACUGGUGGAGCUGGACUUGUCGUUCAACAAACUGCAGUCAAUCCCUGAAGUCAACGAGCAACUUGAGCAACUUUACCUGCAGGCCAAUGAGAUCAACAAGUUUGACUUGUCAAGUUUCUGCAAGUUCACUGGACCACUCAACUAUUCACGUCUCAAGCACCUGCGUCUGGAUGCGAACAACGUCACGUACCACAGCAUGCCCCCCGAGUCCGCCAACUGCCUGCGCCAAGCUUCGGACAUCAUGUUCGAAUAAGGAUCGGUGAUCUCGCUUCACACUGCCGUGGAAACGCUCAGAGCUGACGUGUUUGUGCACUUCUGACACAAGUAUUAUGCAUAUAUGUAAAACUAUUCAUGUGGAUCAUGUUAAUGUGUACUAAGCUUGAACAUAGGAAGGUCAAGAAGCAUUCCAAAUAUUUGUAAUAUCUGAAGGUCUGAUUGAUUCAUGUAGUUAAGUAGAUGUAGAUAAAUAAUAUUUUAGACUAAAAAACACACGAGCUGGUAUAUCCUUGGUUAUAUGAAUAGAAAAUGCAUGCAUUGGUUUCAAAAACACACUUCAAACAUUCCAAAGUGGCAUUUGUGCACAAUGAAUAUAGAAAAUGGGUAAAUAAUUUGUGUUGCAUUCGUUGUUGUUAUUCUGUUUCAUGUUUUAAUGUGUUGCAUGCAUGUUGGCUGUGUUUCUAAUUGUGUGCAAAAGACCAGCAGAAGAGGACUGCAGACUUCAGUAUUGUGAGCAGAGCUAAAAUGGUCGAGCAGAUACAUAGCAGUUAUAUUUUCAACAUCUUGAAUGUAUCACAGUAGAAAAUAGUCGUGUUGUGAACUCAUGUCUGCCUGCUUUGAAUUUAAUCUCUUUUAACAUUAACUGCUUGGUGUCUGGAUGACUUUUUUUUACUAAAUAGGAAACGCCCAUUGUUCAGUACAAGAACUUUCUUUUUUUAUAAUAAAUAAAAAACAUUUGUAUUAUGCUUGAAGUUGCAUGCUAUACUUAAGGAAAGAGGUGUGCAGAAGGUUUUUACACUUAGCUCAAUUGCUUAUUCAUAAGUUAAAGCUUUUGGCAGUUAUAGUGCUUUAAUUGUAACUCUGUUUGGCGACUUCUUUGUGCUAGCAAUAUAUCAGCGUGUAUUCACAUUAGUUCCUUGCAUUUAGUUUAGGUUCUUUAUAUUUCAGGCCACUGACUCAGUUUAUGAUUAGCUGUGAGAACAGUACAUCUGGCGCUCGCCAUCGUUGUGGCACCAUCCUGCACACUUUAGAUGUUUCCCUCUUUCAACACACCUGAUUCAAAUGAAGGGGUCAUUAACAGGCUUCUGCACAACUUCCCCUGAGGAGGUAAUUAAUGAAGCAUGUGAAUCAGGUGUACUGAAUUGGGCAAGUUUUUCUAAAAAAAUUGCAGGAUACUUGCAUCUGAGGACUAGAUUUGGUGACUUAUUAUCACUUUUGAUCCUUUUGUGAUUUCUGAUGCUCAUGAAAACCCUAUAAUGAAUCUUUUAUUUGUAAAACAUGCUUUAUAAAGCAUUUGAUUUCUAAAAA
Nothobranchius furzeri (turquoise killifish) is the source of this 2447-nucleotide messenger RNA. RefSeq names its product lumican (gene lum). Lineage: Eukaryota; Metazoa; Chordata; Actinopteri; Cyprinodontiformes; Nothobranchiidae. Gene Ontology annotation, molecular function: protein binding. The record is from RefSeq and is a predicted model, not a curated record.